AUGGACUUUUUCGGGAUACCCCGUGGCAGUAUACGCUCUGCCGCCUUCGACAAGUUGGCUGCGUUGGGCAGUGACCUCGGGAAAUCGGAUCAUUUUGCAAAAUUGAUCAGUGAAACCUCAGUCUCGAAUGAUUCUAAUUCGGGUAAAAACCAGUUAUCUGAAGUUGAAAUCUCGAUCAGAGAAUACGAAGUGCUUCUCUCGUUGUGUAACAACACCAAGGUUCUCAGUGCCAGCGCCGAACCUCUGGGAAAAUUUGGAAAAUUGACCAACGCUGAUGUUCUCUUCAGUAAGUUGAAACAGUACCUUCUUGAAUUACCAACGCAAAAAUUUGCCCAUUCGAUCACUUCCAGACGUGGAUGUCCACCGCCAUGGUUUGAGGCAGCCUCAUCCAUCACUGCUGCGUUGGCAGACUUGCUGGUGGUACCUGGUUUCUUUGACCAUGUCGUUCAGACGUUGUUUGAUUUCACGGGAAAACUUUUCCAAAACAAUAAUCAACUCGAGCUUUGCAAUUACUUGACUAUUUUGGGAUUCUUGGACGGUUUAACCAAGAGAGCCUUCAUUUUGGCUACAUCUGAACAGUCGUUCAAAAUCUUUUUGACUUUGGAUGCUUGUAUCGACAACUUUGAAUUUCUCAGCGAAGUAGAAGAAUACUCAAAUACCGUCUAUUCACAGACAGAUAAUGAGUAUAGUGCUUUCAUGGACAGUGAAUUGGUGUCAGACCUUUCACCAGUUUUAUUUAUUGAGCGGUUGAGUAACUUGAUGUGCGCCAGUAUCAGCUCAAUCUUGGGUAAUAAGGACUUGCCCUUGCUCGAGUACUUGUUGCAAAAGUCUAGCAACGUUGAAGAUGCAACUGAGUCAAAGGAAGCCAAUGGAACUAUACGUGAGUCUGAUAUUUCUGAUAUCUCAAAUGACCAUAUGGCCAUUAUCAAGAAGCUUACAAGUAUAGCCGUCUCCAAAAUGGGCUUCUUGGACCGUGGAGAAUCCUACAUUGUUUACUCUACGCUUAACAGAUUGAAAAUUGGGUAUUCGGCUAAAGGACUCAAUUUACAAGUCAUUGGAUGUGGAAUGUUCACCGAUAACAUUGACUUAUCUAUUGCUUACCGUCUCUUCAAGAAUUGCUUAUCCAUCUACGAUGUGAUGUUGGAUACCAGAUUGGGGCCUUCCGUGAUGCAAUUUGGUUCUCUUUUGGUGUUCAAAGAUGAAAACAUCGGGUCGUCCUUAACAAGAGCCUUCACGUCGCUUGUCUCAAAUCCUCAUUUGAAUUACGAAUACUGCGUUAAAGUCUCCCAUUGUGUGGGUUUGGCUGGUAAAGUGCUUUCGCAGGAUGCUGUGGUCACUACAAUCUAUGCCUUGACCAACUUGAUCUUCACUGAUGAGGACGGAGUACAAGUACGCAGCUCAAUUAGAAGAAACACAGGCUUGAGUCGUGUUGAUUCCUUCUCAACGAAAGACUUGGCCAACAUGUCAAUGUCUCGUCGUUCGUCCAGGCCAGGCUCGAUUAUCUCCAGCCAUCAAGGCAAACGGCCACCUAGGUUUGUUAAUGAGAAACAAAACAACGGAAAAGGUUAUGAUCUCAACAACAAAGACCAUAUCAAGGUUUGUAAAAAUGCGGUUGCGGCUAUCAGUAACAUCGUUGAAGCCUGUGAGGAUGAAGUCGUAAGUACCCUUGCGGUAACUUUAUUGGCCCAAAAGACAAACAAGCUCAGCUCGUCCAUUGGACCAAUUUUAUUGAGAGGACUCGUUGCUUGUGCCCCAUACUUACCCGAGCGUGAGUUUGUGAUAUUGGUCGAAUUAUUUGACAGAUUGACCAUCGAUGCAUUUGAUCAAAAGAACGAACACCUUCUCAAUGAUCUCAUCGAUGCUAGAUCUCAACUAGGAAAGAAACUCAAACCUUCAAACAUUCUUUAUCAAGUCUACUUGCACUCUCUUUUGCAUGCUAUUAUUAGCAAAGGUGACGUUGAAGAGCUUGAACACCACAGGUCGCACUCGGAAAUCAGUAGUGUUGGUGAGGUGAUUGGUACUUAUUUGCAGCCUUUGGCACUGUUGUUACCAGAUCCUAACACUGACGACCAACCAUUGAAACUCGAAGAUACUGAAACCAUCAAUUUGUUCAGAAAUAUUUGGUUUAACAUGGUGGUGCACGGAUAUUCCAUCAACUCCAAGAGUGCCAAGGCUUACUCCACCGAGUUGAUGAGAAUCGCAUACAACUCUCCUCCUCUCGCCUCAGAGCUUUCGUGGGACCGUACUGAAACGUCUCUUGAAUUGAACACAGUUUUGAGAAGAGGUUCUUCUAAUCAUAAUGUGAAAGACCACAAGCAUAUUCUUGGUGAUGUCUUUGAGGUUCACCGCAGUAUGUCGUACCCAAAGAUGAUGUUUUUGGCCGCUAGUAUCUUUGUGGAAUCUCUUCGAGUGAAGACAGGAAAUUGUUAUCGUACACUUGAGUACUUUACUGACCCAUCAAUGAGAAACAGUGGUGUGGAGAAAUACCUUGGGCACAUUGCCUUUAAGGUUGUGAAAGAUUAUAUUUACCUCAUCAAUUGUGGGGCUCACAAGCUGUUUAGUGCUCUGAAUAGUGCUGAACUGCUCUCGCAAAUCUUGAUUUACAGCUGCCACAGAAUUGAGGAAUUACAAGAUGCAGCUUUGCAAUGCUGUGACUUAUUGAUCCACAAAGUUCCUUCGUCAUUGUGCCAUCGCCGCAGUUUGUUUGCCUUGUUUGAUUUGCUUUCGAUGCUCUGCGACAGUGUUAUUGACUCUGAAGUCAACCAAUAUCUGCCUACAACGACGUAUACCGCAUCACGUUCUGGAAUCCAGCUUCGGUUGUCUGACUCUCUCAAAUGGCGUUCGUCCACAUUUGAACGCUUGCGCGAGAAGGCUAGACAGUGGCUCAAGUUGGUUUUGGUGAAGCUGCCUGUGGAUGUCAAGAGUUUGAUUCAAUCUUACGUUUCCGUUCAAGACAAGAUUCCAAGAUCAAAGAUUCAAUAUGGUGACUCUUUUGCGAUGGAAAUGGGAGGAAGUGUCUCAACAAGUGAUCGUGAAUUGAGCUCUAUUUCGAGAAUAGGCACCAAUGAUUUGAGUACGUUACCUUCGCUUGUUGUGCAACUCGGAUGGAGAAGUAACAUGGUUAGUGACUUGAUGGACAAAGUCUCCUUGCACUCACGUAGUGAUGUUGAGGCUGCUUUUAAUAAGUUACGUGAGAAGAUGGAUAAACUUCGAGCCAAAAUCAUCAACAAGAAGCAGCACGUUAAUACGCAAGAAGUAACAGAUGUCCUUGGUGAUUGCGCAGCUUUGACAAUCAUGACAGAGAGCAAUUCGGCGGAAAUGAUCAGGUAUUUGGUCGGUAUCCCGUUCUUGAUUUUUGAGCCCGCAAUCAUGAACUCUUCUAUCGAUAUCUGGUUCACUGUUAUGAAAGACCAUCCACAACUUUCCACGUUAUUGUUGUCUGAAAUUGCAAAGAAAUGGGAAGUUUCAAUUGACACAAAGCAGGGUAUUUUCUCGCGUGAGUACGAUAUCAAAGACUCUGAAUUUACCCUCAUGGAGUAUGUUCCAAGUAACGAUAAAGUAUUAAAGGCUGCUGAGUUGGCAAGAAGAAAGUUUGAACCACAUCAGCAAAUUAUUCGUCUUUUCUCGUCGAGUUUUACAGCCACCUUGAAUCAAAGUGACCAUAUUCUCAAAAUGUUCACCAGGUUCGUUGAAUAUGGUAUAACCAGACUUCCCGAGGCGAGCUCUCACCCAUUAGCGAGAUUCACUUGGUUUGAGCUUAUUAGGUUUGGAUUUGAUGUAUUGAACUAUCAUUCGAAAUUGGGUUCCAGAUGUGUCAGGCGGUUGACCAAACACCUUUUGGAUGCAGCGCUUUCGUGGUUCUCACACAGAGCAAAGUACCCAUUCGGAUCCAACCAGAUCAGACUCAAGGCCGAGAAUGGGUUAUUGACAGAGGUGGCUCAUCUCUUUUCAAGAAUUGAGACUUUUCAAAGAAACGAUUUGGAGUCUCAAAAGACGAUAUUGAUGUUCUUCCUUGAUGAUGAGAUCACCAAAAUCAACGUUUGGUUGAAUCCAACCGCCCACAAGGACCCCAAGGGUGCUCUCAUAUCGAACCAAAUCUCUGGUCAGCACAUUAUUCGUGCCUACGAGAUCAACGCAAUGUUAGCUGUCAACUUGGCAUUGAGAUACAAGAUCAAAAAUUUGGACGAGAUUCUUCAAAAUCUCAUCAAGAAGGAUCCUCUAGCCGCUAUUUCGUACCCAGACGCCGUGCAGUACUUGAUUGGAAUUGAUGCUGGCAAGAAUAACCCUAGUCAUCAUCUCUUGUUCUGGCAAACAUUGUCGCCAGUUGAUUGUAUCACAUUGUUCUUACCACCUUUUGGAAGCAAUCCAUUUGUUCUUCAAUUCUCUAUGAGAUCUUUGGAACAACACGACGUGAACCUUACCUUCUUCUACGUUCCUCAAAUUGUGCAAUCUCUUCGAUUUGAUGCCAAAGGGUACGUUGAACGGUUCAUUGUUGAAACAGCCAAAGUGUCACAAUUGUUUGCCCACCAGAUUAUCUGGAACAUGUUGGCAAACAGUUACAAGGAUUUGGACUCUACUGAUCCUGAUUCCUUGAAACCAUCCUUGGACAGGAUCCAAGAGGAAAUGCUUGAGUCAGUAGGCGAAGAAGACUUGGAGUUUUACCACAAAGAGUUUGGAUUCUUUAACGAAGUCACUGGAAUUUCUGGAAAGUUAAUGCCAUACGUUAAGAAAACCAAGGCCGAAAAGAAAGUCAAGAUUGAUGAGGAAAUGGCCAAGAUCGAAGUCAAGCCUGGAGUAUACUUACCAAGUAACCCUGACGGAGUUGUUGUUGAUAUCAGUCGGAAGUCAGGGCGCCCAUUGCAAUCCCAUGCAAAGACACCAUUCAUGGCUACGUUCAAGAUCAAAAAGACCAUCGAGGAAGCUACUGAGGAUGGAGAAAUCAAGUCUUAUGAGAUCGAAAAAUGGCAGAGUGCCAUUUUCAAAGUUGGUGAUGAUUGUCGUCAAGAUGUUCUUGCAUUACAAUUGAUUUCCGUGUUUAGAACCAUAUGGGCUAACGCAGGGUUGGACUUGUAUGUGUACCCCAACCGAGUUACUGCUACCGCUCCUGGCUGUGGAGUUAUUGAUGUCUUGCCAAACUCUGUUUCGAGAGAUAUGUUAGGAAGAGAAGCUGUUAACGGAUUAUACGAGUACUUUAUCAACAAGUUUGGACCAGAAAACAGCAUUGAAUUUGAAAGGGCAAGAAACAAUUUGAUCCGUUCUUUGGCUGCCUAUUCCAUCAUUUCGUUCUUGUUGCAAUUCAAAGAUCGUCACAAUGGUAACAUUAUGUACGACGACCAAGGACACAUUCUUCACAUUGAUUUUGGAUUCUGUUUCGAUAUUGUACCUGGAGGUGUCAAGUUCGAAGUAGCACCGUUCAAAUUGACCCACGAAAUGAUCUUGAUCUUGGGUGGUCGUCACGAUACUCAGGCUUUCCAAUGGUUUGAAGAAUUGUGUGUGAAAGGUUACUUGGCAUGCAGACCGUAUAUGGAGACGAUAGUGAGGUGUGUUACGCCCAUGUUGGAAAGUGGGUUGCCAUGCUUCAAAGACACUACAAUUAAAAAGCUCCGCUCGAGAUUCGUUCCAGGAAAGAGCGAGCGCGAAGCAUCCAUCUACUUCCGUGGUCUUAUCAAAAAGUCCAUGGAAAGUUUUUACACCAAAGGUUACGACGAGUUCCAAAGACUUACCAAUGGAAUUCCUUACUGA
Molecule: messenger RNA, 5742 nt
Organism: Meyerozyma guilliermondii ATCC 6260
Lineage: Eukaryota; Fungi; Ascomycota; Pichiomycetes; Serinales; Debaryomycetaceae
Gene: STT4
Product: 1-phosphatidylinositol 4-kinase
Exons: 1
Coding region: 1-5742 (1913 amino acids)
Biological process (GO): phosphatidylinositol phosphate biosynthetic process; phosphatidylinositol-mediated signaling
Cellular component (GO): cytoplasm; plasma membrane
Molecular function (GO): 1-phosphatidylinositol 4-kinase activity
Source: RefSeq, a predicted model, not a curated record